CUGGAACCGUCUCACCAGCCAGUCUUUCAAGCCGUCUGGAUCGGAUGGGGCGAGCAUGGUAUUGCAUAUAGGAGCACAGUCACUCUGAGGUGGGAAAUGGUUGGUCCAACGAGGACGAGAGUUUGCACACCCCGCCUGCUUCCAUCGCCGCCGUUUUCUCCUUCCGCGAAGGUACCCCGAGCUGGCCGCCACCUCCAGCUUUCUCCAGCAAAAGCCAGUACACUACGGGUUCAAAUCCGCCCAUGACCUGCCAACUCCGCCAAGCACGUCUCGGCCGUCACCCCCCUUGAUAUACCAGGACGAGGCCCUAAAGCGGCCCCACGCGAUCCCUCGCACCACGAGUCCCUCCGGUCAGCCCAUGUCAGGUCCUCACCGUGGCCUGCCACCGCCGGCGGCCAUGACCUUGGCCCAGCCGCCGCUUCAGCACGGUGCUGGGCCGCCGCCACCAGCAGGGUCACAGAUGGGCCAGGUUUCUGCGCCCCCACAGCAUUCAGUACACCAGCAAAAUUCAUCGCUGGGCCAGCUUCCAGCCCCUCCGCAGUGGCAGCAGGGCCCUGACGAGUCCAUGAGGGCAUGGCUCCACGCCAAGGCCGAGGAGGAGAAGAGGAGGCAGGAAGAAGAAAAGACGCGCCAGGAGUCGCUGCGUCUAGAGCAGCGAAGAACAGAGCACGAAAUCCUCAGGACGUCGUUGCAAGGGGGAAUACCACCUCCGAUGGUGCCCGUUGUUUUCGCUGGCAUGGGAGGAAACAUGCUUCCACAGGCCGCCCUGGAAUGGGCACAUCAGUUUAUGCACUCGCAAGUGCAGUCGCAUCAGCAACACCCACACCAGCCCCAGCCCCAGCUCCCGCCCGCGUCCGGGCAUGUAUCUCCCGAGCACAGGCGAGACUCGCAGUCGCAGGCAUACGGCGCAUACCAGCCCUCCGGCGGCGUACCCCCGACCCCUGGCUCGAUCCAGGGACCCCACGGCUCAUUCGGCAGUCACCCCCCCGGCUCUCCUGCCAGACCCCGUGGCUACAGUGUCCCGGGCGCUCGAGCUCCCCCUCCCCCCGGUCCCUCGAACCUUCCGGCGCUGAACACCAACGUCCCGCAAGGAGGGCCGGGCGGGGCGCAGCCGCCACAUGCAGGAGCGGUGUCGGCACACCAGCAAAGCGAUCAGGCUCAGUCCUCACCUUCGAUAUAUUUCCACCACUGGCAUCCGCCGGCGAGCCAGGCCGCCUCGGGCGGCUCGAACCAGCCGGCCACGCCUUCGGGGGGACGAAGACGUGGACACAUGAGGCAGCGGAGCGAUCUCUCUCUAUAUCGACCUUCGGGGCGCGGUAAUGGAGGCCCCGGCGGGAGACAGGACCCUCCGGGAGGAGGCGGAUACGGCAACAUGUCGCCUUCAUACUCGUCGGCACCUUCGAGCGCGAGGGAGGGAGACAUGUCUGGGGAGUCUUCACGACAGCAGCAGCACCACGCAAAUCAACCACAACAUGCACAGCAACAGCAACAGCACCACCCGCCACCGCAAGGGCCACCGUCUCGCAGCGGGCCCCAUUCCGUCUCAUCGUUGCUUUCCGAAGAGCCCUCUCCUAGAACGAUGCAGUAUCAGCCCUCGGCACCCGAGCCGGAGCGGAGGGAUGAUUCACCAGUUGGUACGACACGAAGCGGCGGACCCAUGCGCCCGCGAAACAACGAGUAA
Messenger RNA from Gaeumannomyces tritici R3-111a-1, 1681 nucleotides. RefSeq lists its product as hypothetical. The record is from RefSeq and is a predicted model, not a curated record. The coding region runs from base 359 to 1681 and encodes 440 amino acids. Lineage: Eukaryota; Fungi; Ascomycota; Sordariomycetes; Magnaporthales; Magnaporthaceae. The transcript is spliced from 3 exons.